AUGGCUGCCUCAGAAUUUACAUACAAAGAACAACCAGAAACCCUAGUCUUAUUUGACGUUGACGGUACAUUAACCCCAGCUAGACUAACUAUUUCCGAUGAAGUUAGGGACACUUUGAAGAAACUAAGACAAAAGGUCUGUAUCGGUUUCGUUGGUGGUUCUGACUUAAGCAAACAAUUGGAACAAUUAGGUCCAACUGUCCUAGAUGACUUUGACUUUGCUUUCUCUGAAAAUGGUCUAACUGCUUACAGACUUGGUAACGAACUAGCUUCCCAAUCUUUCAUUAAUUGGAUCGGUGAAGAAGAAUACAACAAGUUAGCUAAGUUCAUCUUAAAGUACUUAUCUGAAUUAGACUUACCAAAGAGAAGAGGUACUUUCCUAGAAUUCAGAAACGGUAUGAUUAACGUUUCCCCAAUUGGUAGAAAUGCUUCUACUGAAGAACGUAACGAAUACGAAAAGUACGACAAAGAACAUCAAAUUAGAGCUAAGUUCGUUGAAGCUCUAAAGAAGGAAUUCUCUCAUUUGGCUCUAACUUUCUCCAUUGGUGGUCAAAUCUCUUUCGAUGUAUUCCCAACUGGUUGGGAUAAGACUUACUGUCUACAACACGUUAAGGGUGAUGGUUUCAAGGAAAUUCAUUUCUUCGGUGACAAAACCUUCAAGGGUGGUAACGAUUUCGAAAUCUACACAGAUGACAGAACCAUCGGUCACUCCGUUAACUCCCCAGAUGACACUGUUAGAAUCCUAACUGAAGUCUUCAACUUAUAA
Messenger RNA from Maudiozyma saulgeensis, 765 nucleotides. The record is from the annotation of a GenBank genome assembly. Lineage: Eukaryota; Fungi; Ascomycota; Saccharomycetes; Saccharomycetales; Saccharomycetaceae.